This is a messenger RNA of Oikopleura dioica, 774 nucleotides long. The record is from the annotation of a GenBank genome assembly. Lineage: Eukaryota; Metazoa; Chordata; Appendicularia; Copelata; Oikopleuridae.
AUGAAUAGGCGAGUUCUGUCGAUCGCUUCUGCUGGAAUUGCAACUUCAUUUGUCACUUUCCGAAAUCGUCAGAAGAAGAGACCAGUUGCAGCCAAGGAAUACCUGCUUAGUCCGAAAUUAGAGCACGAUUUUGACCUCAAGUGGGAUAAACUUAAACCUCGAUCUGGAUACAGAGAUAUUUAUUUGGUUCGACACGGGCAGUACCACGUGAAAGAAAAGAAGCGCGAAGACAAGCUGCUAACUGAACUGGGCCACAAACAAGCUCAUGCGACUGGCGAGUGGUUCAGAAAUCGUCAAAUCAAACCAACCGAGUUCAUCAUUUCUACAAUGCCAAGAGCGAAACAAACUGCCGAAAACAUUCUCGCAGAAAUGGGCGAUUUAGUCUCAGAAGAUGUCAUUCAUCGAACAGAGAUGGUCGAGGAAGGAGCUCCGCCGACUGCACCGAUUCCCAAAAGGAAGCACUACGAAAGCGACGAAUAUAAAAGAUAUUUGCAUGCUGAUGGCGGCCGCAUCGAAGCUGGCUUCAGAAAAUACAUCCACCGUGGCUACGCCUCCGAAGAGAAGGGCGAGAAUCAAGUAGCAAUAAUCGUCUGCCACGCAAAUGUGAUCCGCUAUUUUAUGAUGCGCCUGAUGCAAGUCGAUGGCUCUGCCUGGCUCAGAUUCGGACUCAACCACGGCUCAGUCACGCAUGUUCGUAUUUUCGGAAAUGGAGACGUCAGAGUCUACUCGAUGGGCGACAAUGCUUUUAUGGACCGAUCGCUUUUCUCAAUCUGA